Neospora caninum is the source of this 1941-nucleotide messenger RNA. Its product is annotated as SRS domain-containing protein. The transcript has 2 exons. The record is from RefSeq and is a predicted model, not a curated record. NCBI's taxonomy places the organism in Eukaryota, Apicomplexa, Conoidasida, Eucoccidiorida, Sarcocystidae. Bases 1 to 1941 code for a protein of 646 amino acids. Gene Ontology annotation, cellular component: membrane.
AUGGUGAGGACGGUGAAUUUAGAGCAACGGUGUGGUGGGUUCAGGUCGACGGCCCGCAAGUUGAUCGCCGUGUGCAUGGGUGGAGCUUUGUUGCUCUCUAGUGGGCAAGCAGGUGCAGAUCAACCGCGUGAAGGUCUUCUGCGUCGGAGUUUGUCCGGACCAAUCGACAGUGUCGAACCGUUGUUUAAGAAUGCAGUCGCCACUUGCGAUUUCACAGGCGAAGGCGCCGCAGCCGCUACGGCCGCUGGUGCCUCCCUGACGCUGUCGCAAAAGAGUCUCACCUCUACCCUGGUAUGUACUGCAGAGAACAUCGCGAUGAUACCGGAGAGCCUGGCUAGCGUGUGUGAUCCAUCGCAAGCGGGACAAAGUGGCAAAUGCCAGUUUGACGGCAGCCAGCCUGGCGGCAACGAGGUCAAACUGAAAGACUUGCUCGGAACAAACCGCGAUGUUCACUGGACACAACGUGACGAAAAGGCCGUGGCCACAACACAAACGUGGAUGCUGCAGCUCGAGGAGGCAGACCUUCCUUUGUCUGACAAGAGCUUCCUUGUUGGGUGCCAAGACUCCACUGCCUCUGUGCCGGGCCUGGUUACGAAGAAGGCGUGCAAGGUCCCGGUGAACGUGGAAGCGAGACCUUCUGCCGUUGGGGAAAAUAAUCUCGUUACCUGUGCCUAUGGCAAAAACAGCAACCCUGCGCCCCUGAUGGUUGAGAUGACGACAGAGAAUAACACCCUCACGCUUCAGUGUGGUUCCGAGGGUAUUCUUCAUCCGACUACAUAUGAAACUCGCUACUGCGACCCUGAGGAAGCAGACUUGAAGAAGUGCAACGAGAAGGACUACGUAGGUAUUCUUCCCAGCUUUGUGGAGAGCUGGUGGACGAAUGCGGAUGCGAAGACAUCCGCUACGCUGACAAUCCCGGUGACGGAGUUUCCCGAGUCAGAACAAAAAUUUCGUGGUGCGGUCGCCACUUGCACAUUAACAGGAGCAGCUGCCGCAGCCUCUACGCCUGCUGCUACCUCUCUGACGCUGUCGCAACAAAGUCUCUCCGCUACCUUGGUAUGUACAGGAACACAAAUCAAGAAGGUUCCAGCCAGCCUGAAACACGUGUGUGAUCCGAAGCAAACCCAAAAAGGUACCAACUGCGAGAUCGAGGGCAGCCAGUCCGACGGCAAAGAGGUGGAGCUGAAAGACUUGCUCGGAACAAACCGCGACGUUCAGUGGAAAGAGAUCCAACAAGUGCCAAAGAGCCAAAAAAAUGCAGACGGCACAAAAACGUGGACACUGCAGCUGGAAGAUGCCGACAUUCCUGUCACCGACAAGAGCUUCCUUGUUGGGUGCCAAGACUCCACUGCCUCUAAGCAAACCCAAGGCACGGCGUGCAAGGUGACGGUGAACGUGGAAGCGAGAGCUUCUGCCGUUGGGGAAAAUAAUCUCGUCGCCUGCGCGUACGGCAAAAACAGCAACCCUGCGCCUCUCAAGGUUGAGAUGACGACAGAGAAUAACACCCUCACUCUUCAGUGUGGUUCCGAGGGUAUUCUUCAUCCGACUACAUAUGAAACUCGCUACUGCGACCCUGAGGAAGCAGACUUGAAGAAGUGCAACGAGAAGGACUACGUAGGUAUUCUUCCCAGCUUUGUGGAGAGCUGGUGGACGAAUGCGGAUGCGAAGACAUCCGCUACGCUGACAAUCCCGGUGACGGAGUUCCCCGAGUCAGAACAAAAAUUUCGUGUAGGCUGUGUCCCCAACACGACAAAUUCCCAGGGACAUCAGCCUGAAGAAAAGACUGGGGAAAACAACGGCUCAGAAACAGAUGCGACUACGUCGAAUUGCAAUGUGAUUGUGACUGUCAAGUCAGGAAGCUCUGCAUCGUCAACUGGUCAAAUGGUAGCUACAGUCUCGGGUGCGGCCGCUUUGUUAGGGCUCCUCGUGGGCUCGUUGUAA